Tuber melanosporum (Perigord truffle) is the source of this 894-nucleotide messenger RNA. RefSeq lists its product as uncharacterized. Lineage: Eukaryota; Fungi; Ascomycota; Pezizomycetes; Pezizales; Tuberaceae. The record is from RefSeq and is a predicted model, not a curated record. The coding region runs from base 1 to 894 and encodes 297 amino acids. Gene Ontology annotation, cellular component: 90S preribosome; nucleus. The transcript is spliced from 3 exons.
AUGGACAGCGAAGACGACUACGACGGUGGUGUAGUCCUCGACGGCGCCGAAACUUUAGACCCCAGCACGUAUGCAAGGUCCACCCCCAGCACGACCGACAGGCGCAAGCGCAAACGGGAAAGGGAAAAACUCAACAAGCAAAAGGGUAAAAAGUCCAAGUCGGAGGGCGACGAAAUCGCCCCCCAGCUUCUCGAACAUCGGAGCAAGAAGGAAACGAGGAAAGGUGGCGAAGUUAAGUCCACAGCGACAGAUGUCCCCGGUGGAGAAACCGAGCCCGUGAAUGAGGAUAUGGCAAGGAUGGAUCCAAAAUUACUGGCAGAUUACGUUUCUCAGCGAUUGAAACGGUUCGAGAAGGAUUUGAGUUCUGUGGAAUUGGAGGAUCGCUAUAUAUCUGAAUCUGCAUUUUUGGAUACUACGGCAUUCACCCCUCCUAGGACAUUGCGAAAUCUCCCAGCGUAUCUGGAAUCCUUCUCUAAAUUCGCACUUAUUAAAUCAGCAGCCACCCCAGGAACUCCUCACACUUUAAUCUUGACUUUAGCAGCCGUCCGAGCGACUGACCUUGCGCGUGCGGUCCGCAAAUACCAAACAAAGGACAGCCUAGUGGCCAAGCUGUUUGCAAAGCACAUCAAGCUAAAGGAUUCCAUAACAACCUGUCAGACUAGCCGGAUAGGCAUUGGCGUUGGCACACCCGGGAGGAUCCUGGACCUGCUAAAAGAGGGUGUGUUGAAAGUGGACGAAUUGAAGAACGUCGUUAUUGAUGCAUCGUAUGUUGAUAAAAAGGGCUUCGGAGCGUUUGACAUCCGGGAGACGCAGAAGGGUAUAAUGGAGAUUCUCGGGUUCGCCGGAGUGAAGGCGAGAUUUGAAAGGGGCGAAGGGAGAGUAAUGUUUUAUUAG